UUUCCAACCGUCUUUGGUGACUAUCUCGCCAACUGUGUCACCAAACUCGAGGUGACCGACAAUGACACCAGCUUCAUCCACGUAGCCUGCCAAAACCAUUCAAAGGUAUCCACGCCCCGCGCAACUUCAACCAUCGGCGUAUACUUUGGUCCGGAGAAUCCAAACAACGCUGAGCACUUCCUAUCCGACGGCACUUUUACCGGUCCGCGCGCGGAGCUUCACGCUGCGCUGGCAGGACUCAAGAUCUCGAGGCGAAUUUGCGCCGAGGGAGGGUUCUGCAGCUGCCCGAAGCACGAAGAUGGACAUGAGUGUGUUGUUAGACACCUCGUAGUGAAGACGAAGUCCGAAUACGUCGCCAGAGGUAUGGGAGGCGGAGAAAGGGACCGAGAACCUUGGAUAUGGAGAUGGCGCGAGAACGGAUGGUUGACGAUUAAUGAAGAACCGGUCAAGAAUAGGGAUCUCUGGAAGGCUUUGUGGCGAGAGUUGAAAGGUCUCGGCGUAUUGGGAUUCAGGGUAGAUUGGUGGCUUGUUCCGAAUAGCGACAAUAACGAGGCUUAUUGUGUUGCUGGCGGCGUGCUAUCUGCGAUAGACCUGAGCCCUGACGAGAAACAUACCGAAUGGUUGACGGACGAGCUUCAGCGCCAUGCGGGUUGUGAUCAUCCACUUGAUAUGGAUCCGAGGGCAGUGCCGGAGAGUUGCGUACUAUUGGAGUCGAAGAUGUGA
Messenger RNA from Colletotrichum gloeosporioides, 723 nucleotides. RefSeq lists its product as uncharacterized. Lineage: Eukaryota; Fungi; Ascomycota; Sordariomycetes; Glomerellales; Glomerellaceae. The transcript is spliced from 2 exons. Gene Ontology annotation, molecular function: nucleic acid binding; RNA-DNA hybrid ribonuclease activity. The annotation marks the transcript as partial. The record is from RefSeq and is a predicted model, not a curated record.